Adineta steineri is the source of this 1056-nucleotide messenger RNA. The record is from the annotation of a GenBank genome assembly. NCBI's taxonomy places the organism in Eukaryota, Metazoa, Rotifera, Eurotatoria, Adinetida, Adinetidae.
AUGAUGUGUUGUUUGUCUGCUAAAGCACGUGAACAGAAACAAAGGAAUCGAGAAAUUGAAAAACAAUUACUUCUUGAUAAAAAAAAUCAACGACGAGAAUUAAUAUUCCUGUUAUUUGAUGCCGAAGGAUCUGGUAAAUCAACACUUAUGAAACAAAUGCGUAUUAUUUAUGGUACAGGUUAUUCCGAAGAAGAUAAACGUUCAUUUGUUAAAUUUGUUUAUCAAAAUAUAUUCAUGGCAAUGCAAUCAAUGAUUCAUGCUAUGGAUACGCUCAAAAUACAAUACAGAGAUAAAAACAAUGAGGUUAGAUUUAUAUUUUAUCUAUUCUCAUUUGUUUUUUUUGAACCUCAAUAUGUUGAAGCUAUUAAAAGUCUUUGGAGUGAUCCAGGAAUAAAAGAGUGCUAUGAUAGACGAAGAGAAUAUCAAUUAAUAGAUUCAGCUAAAUAUUACUUGGAUAGCAUCGAUCGAAUUGCUGCGCCAGAUUAUUUAUCAACUGAACAGGAUAUCCUAUGUGCUCGAAUCCUUAUUAAUGGAAUUACUGAAUAUUUAUUUGAUUUUGAAAAUAUUACUUUCCGAAUUAUUAAAAAUGGUGCACGAAGAUCAGAACAUCGAAAGUGGAUUCGUUACUUUGAUAAUGCCUUUGCAAUACUAUUUCUUGCCGCAUUAGAUGAAUAUGAUCAUGUUCUUGUUGAGUCUGACAAUGAAAAUCAAAUGGAAGAGAGUAUAGCAUUAUUUCGUACAAUUGUAACUAAUCGAUGGUAUAUGAAGUUUCCUGUGAUUCUUUUUUUGAACAAAAAAGAUUUACUCGAAGAAAAAAUCAUGUAUUCACAUUUGGUCGAUUAUUUUCCAGAAUUUGAUGGUCCUAAACGUGAUGCACAAGCUGCACGAGAAUUUAUCCUUAAAAUGUAUGUCGAUCUCAAUUCAAAUAGUGAUCGGAUUAUCUAUUCACAUUUUACCUGUGCAAAUAAUGCAGAUGGUGAUGGUGUCCAAUUUUUAAUUACUUCUGCUAAAGACAUAAUUCUUCAAUCAAAUCUAAAAGAAUAUUCGCGCAAUUAG